AUGGCCAUCUCCUCACGCCUCGCCCUAUGGGAGCAGAAGGAAAGUGAUAUUCGUGAAGAAGACAAGAGCCCACCACCAUCCUCCCCGCCUCCCCUUUUCUCUGUCAUCCCAGGGGGCUUCAUUAAACAAUUGGUCCGGGAGACGGAGAAAGAGUCCAAGGAAGCAAGGCGGAAGAAGCAGACAGUACUCACCCCUCAGGAGCAAGAGACACCUGAGGUUUCCAGCAGCCCACCCAACAGCAAAUCCACCAGUACCACCAAAUCGGGAAGUCUACAGACCCACCAGGGCAGCCAACCGGGCUCUCCCCAGGACUCAAACAUUCCGAGCCAGGAGAGCAAGGGGACUGUCAGCAAGGACCCCAUGCUGAUGGCUAGCAUCAAUGGCGAGAAAGCCCAGGAGCCAGGUUCCAGGGAGGCCCCCACCAAAAAACCCCUACCCUUCAAGAGGGGUGUGAAGAGGGGUGAUGUGCUGUUGAUGGUAGCCAAGCUGGACCCGGACUCAGCCAAGCCAGAGCAGAGGGCCCAACCCCAGGACCCCCCCACCUGCAAGACCCCAUCUCAUGUCACAGACCCAGGAGGGGAAAAGAAAGGAGAUGCUCGAGGGUCUUCCUGUGGUUCCCAGACCAGUGUGGAGGAGCCAGCCCCGAAGACCGAGGAGACCCUGAUACAGACUCUUGGGGGUCCAGGCCAAGAAAAUGUGUCACUGACAAAAAACAAGAAGGGUCAAGUCUCAGUGGGAAGAGGGGCCAGGGACCCGCAGACCAAAGGACUUAAAGGGGGUGAGGUCCAGGGGAAUGAGGGACAGGGACCCAGGCCCCGAGCCCAAAGGCCAGGUGAGGGAGGGCAGCCAGGGAUGCCAGUGGGGGAGGGAGGGGAUUCCCAAAGCAAGAUGGGAAAGGGGGUUCUCUCCAAAGAUGCAGGGGAUAAAAGGAAGGGAACUGGGGUCCAAAGCCAGGGAAAGACGUGGGGAGGUUCCCUGGGCAGAAAGACCAAGUGGGGUGAUCCCCAGAGUAAGGACAAAGAAUGUGAGCUCCCGAGGACAGGAGAGAAGGCAGGUGACUCUCACCUCAAGACAGAGAAGAAGGACAAAGUGCAGGGGAAGGUGGGGGGACCCCUGCUUGUCGCAGGGAAAGCAGGUGAGCCCCAGAGUACAGCUGAGAAGACUGGGACUGAAGAAGUGAGGCAACCUCAGAGUAAGUCUGGGGAGGCAGAUACUGUUCAGGGUAAGACAGAGAAGGGCCAGACAGUCCCAGAGAAGGCGGGUACGAGCCAGGAGUCCAUCGGGGCAGCUGGAAAGGAGGACCGGCCAGAAAGCAGAGGGCAGAGAGCAGAGUGGCCUGACCCAAGAGCAGACACUGAGGCCAAGGCCCUGGAGCUGGAGCUACAAAAACCUAAACCUGCUCUGGAGUCACGGGAGGAGAAACAAGAGGGGCCAGCCCUGCAGGAGAGGGACCCAGGAGGCCAGAGCAAAGACUUGAACCAGGCCUCCCAGGACAGGUGGUAUGAGGCAGAGAAAGUCUGGCUGGUUCAGAAGGAUGGAUUCACUCUUGCAACCGUGCUAAAGCCAGAUGAGGGAACGGCAGACCUGCCAGCAGGAAGGGUGAGACUUUGCAUCGAUGCUGACAAAACCAUCACUGAGGUGGAUGAGGAGCUUGUUCACCGGGCUAACCCUCCUGAGCUGGAUCAGGCUGAGGACUUGGCCACCCUCAUCAAUGUGAAUGAAUCCAGUGUCCUGAACACACUUCUGCACCGCUGCCGGGCUCAGCUGCCACACACCUUCACUGGACCAGACCUCAUUGUCCUUCAGCCCUGGGGACCUGUGGCACCCUCUGCAGUAAAGGUGCCCAAGGGCCGUCGGGAUGGCCUGCCUGCCCAUAUUGGCUCCCUGGCCCAGCGGGCAUACUGGGCAAUGUUGAGCCAGAGGCGAGACCAGAGCAUCGUGGCCCUUGGCCGGAGUGGUGCUGGGAAGACCACCUGCUGUGAGCGGAUCCUGGAGUACCUGGUGGGGCUGGCAGGUGGUGUGGACAGCACAGUCUCAGUGGAGAAGAUCCGUGCCACCUUCACUGUGCUCCGGGCUUUCGGCUCAGUGCCUACAGGCCACAGUCAAAGUGCCACCCGCUUCUCCAUGGUGAUGUCACUGGACUUCAAUGCCACAGGCCGUAUCACUAGUGCUCAGCUCCAGACGAUGCUUUUAGAAAAGAGUCGAGUGGCGAGGCAACCACCGGGAGAAGGCAACUUCCAGGUUUUCUCCCAGAUGCUAGCAGGACUGGACCUGGACCUCAGGACAGAGCUGUACCUGCAUCAGAUGGCAGAGAGCAGCUCCUUUGGUAUGGGCGUGUGGUCCAAGCCUGAAGACAAGCAGAAAGCAGCAUCUGCCUUUGCCCAGCUCCGGGGCGCCAUGGAGACACUGGGCAUCUUGGAGAGUGAGCAGCGAGCCAUUUGGCGGGUUCUGGCAGCCAUUUACCACUUGGGCGCUGCGGGGGCCUGCAAAGUGGGCCGGAAGCAGUUCAUGCGGUUUGAAUGGGCAAACCAUGCAGCUGAGGUGUUGGGCUGUGAGUAUGAGGAGCUGAACAGAGCAACUUUCAAACAUCACCUGCAGCAGAUCAUCAAGCAAGUGAUGUCUGGGCCCAGCCGACGGGACCUUGAGGAUGAGGAGACCACUCCAGGGCUCAAGAUGACAGGUGUGGAGUGCUUGGAAGGGAUGGCCUCAGGCCUGUACCAGGAGCUCUUUGCUGUUGUGGUCUCACUCAUCAACAGAUCCUUCUCCUCUCACCACCUCUCCAUGGGCUCCAUCAUGGUGGUGGACUCACCAGGCUUUCAGAAUCCACGGCACCAGGGCAAGGAACGCGCUGCCACCUUCGAGGAGCUGUGCUGUAAUUACACCCAGGAGCGCUUGCAGCUGCUCUCCUACCAGCGGACCUUCGUCUCCAGCCUGGAGCGAUACCGAGAGGAAAGCAUUCCUGUGCAGUUUGACCUUCCGGAACCAUCUCCAGGGACCACGGUGGCUAUUGUAGAUCAGAACCCUUCCCAGGUCCGCUUACCAGGUGAAGGUCGUGCUGAAGAUGCCAAGGGUCUUUUCUGCGUCCUGGACGAGGAGGUUCGAGUGGAGGGCUCCAGUGAUGCCAAGGUGCUCGAGCGUCUGUGUGCAGCCUUUGAGAAGACAGGAGUUGGGGCUGAAGAGAACUCCGCACUUCGGAUGUGUGAGCAGCCUCUUCAGUGUGAGAUAGCUCACCAGCUGGGACGUGACCCGGUGCGCUAUGACGUCACAGGCUGGAUCCACAGAGCCAAACCCAACCUUUCAGCUCUGGAUGCUCCCCAGGUCCUGCAUGAGUCCAAAAGGGAGGAGUUGCGGAGCCUGUUCCAGUCCCGGAUCAAGCUACCCCCUAUCUGUCGGGCUGUGGCAGGACUGGAGGGCACCUCUCAGCAGGCCUUGCAGCGGAUCUGCGCUGUGAGGAGGACGUUUGCCAGCAGCCUGGCCGCGGUGAAGAGGAAGGCUGCGUGCACCCAGAUUAGGCUGCAGAUGGACGCACUGACCAAUGUGAUCAGACGGUCUCAGUUGUACUUCAUCCACUGCUUGGUGCCAAACUCAAUGGUGGACAGCAAGUCCGGGCAGGGGCCUCCAACUCUACUCCAGCCUGGGGGAGAUAAGCCUAGAGCAGGUGGAGUCCUGACCCCGGACAUCCCAGCUCUGCGGGCCCAACUGGCAGGGUCCCACAUCCUGGAGGCGCUGCGUCUGCACAGGAUAGGCUUUGCUGACCACAUGGGCCUUGCUCAGUUCCGCCGGCAGUUCCAGGUUCUGGACCCUCCACUCAUGAAGACGCUCAUGUCAACCUCUGAGGGAAUAGAUGAGAGGAAGGCCGUGGAGGAGCUUCUGAAGACUCUGGACCUAGAGAAAAGGGCAGUGGCCAUGGGGCACAGCCAAGUUUUCCUCAAAGCGGGUGUGGUCUGCAGACUUGAGAAGCAGCGGGAGAGGCUUGUGUCUCAGAGCAUUGUUCUUUUCCAGGCGGCCUGCAAGGGCUUCCUGUCUCGCCAGGAAUUCAAAAAGCGUAAGAUCCGCCGCCUGGCUGCCCAGUGCAUCCAGAAGAAUGUAGCUGUGUUCCUGGAGGUCAAGGACUGGCCCUGGUGGCAGCUCCUUGGUUCCCUGAGACCCUUGCUGAGCUCCACCAUGGGGGAAGAGCAGCUUCGAGCCAAGGAGGCGGAGCUUACCACGCUGAGACAAAAGCUAAAGAAAUCAGAGACGGCAAGGAAUGAACUCCGGCAGAAUGCAGACCUGCUAGAGAGCAAGAUUACUGACUUGACAACAGAGCUUUCGGAUGAACGCUUCAAAGGUGACGUGGCCUGUCAGGCACUGGAGGGUGAGAGGGCAGAGCGGCUAAGAAUCUUCCGGGAAGUGCAGGAGUUGAAGAGCAAGUAUGAGCAAGUGCAGAAGAAUUUGGGAGAAGUGGAGAAGCAGCUACAAGAAGCUCAGCAGAAAAUUCAGUUGAAUGACCUGGAAAGAAAUCGUGCUGGAGAAGCUGAUGAAUGGCAAAUGCGCUUGGACUGUGCACAGAUGGAAAAUGAGUUCCUCAAAAAGCGCUUACAGCAAUGUGAAGGGAGGCUGGACUCAGAGAUUACAUCCAGGAGAGAACUCGAGCAGAAGCUCGGGGAGCUGCAGAGCGCUUACGAGGGCGCCAAGAAGAUGGCUCAGCAGCUUAAGAGGAAGUGCCACCAUGUGACCUGUGAUCUGGAAGACACACGCGUCCUGCUUGAGAACCAGCAAAGUCGGAGCCAUGAGCUGGAGAAGAAGCAAAAGAAGUUUGAUAUGCAGCUGGCCCAGGCCCUGGGUGAAUCUGUGUUUGAGAAGGGCCUCCGGGAGAAAGUAACCCAGGAGAACACCAGUGUCCGCUGGGAGCUAGGCAAGCUUCAACAGCAGUUGGAGCAAAAGGAACAAAACAUCUUGCAAUUGAAGCAGGAGGUGGAGAGGCUACAGGCCCACAAACAGGAGCUGCUGGGAUCUUCCUCUGUGGGCCAAAAUGCCGUCGCCAAUUUGAAGGAGAAACUUUGGAAGAUGGAGUCCAGUGUUCUUGAGCAGCAGAAAAUCCAGAACCAGCAGGAGAAUACCAUCACGCAGCUGGAACAGCUUCGUCAGCAAUUUGAGCUGGAGAUUGAACGGAUGAAGCAGAUGCACCAGAAGGACCGUGAGGACCAAGAAGAGGAACUGGAGGACAUCCGCCAGUCCUGCCAGAAGCGGCUCCGGCAGCUGGAAAUGCAACUGGAGCAAGAGUAUGAGGAGAAACAGAUGGUCCUCCAUGAGAAGCAGGACUUGGAAGGCUUGAUCGGAACUCUUUGUGAUCAGAUUGGCCAUCGGGACUUUGAUGUGGAGAAGCGUCUUCGGAGGGACCUCAAGAGGACCCACGCACUCCUGUCAGAUGUGCAGCUCCUUCUCAGGACCAUGGAGGACACCAAGACGUCGAUCAGCAAGGAGGAGUUGGAGAAAGUGCACAGCCAGCUGGAGCAGAGUGAAGCCAAGUGUGAAGAUGCCUUGAAGACCCAGAAGGCGCUGACUGCAGACCUGGAGACCAUGCACAGUGAAUUGGAGAGCAUGACCCGGAACAAGAGCCUGGUGGAUGAGCAGCUAUACCAGCUGCAGUUUGAGAGGGCAGACCUCCUGAAGCGCAUUGACGAGGACCAGGAUGACCUGAAUGAGCUCAUGCAGAAGCACAAGGACCUCAUUGCCCAGUCUGCUGCUGACAUUGGUCAGAUCCAAGAAAUGCAGUUGCAGUUGGAGGAAGCUAACAAAGAAAAGCACAAGCUUCAAGAACAAUUGCAGGUGGCUCAGAUGCACAUCGAGUACCUAGAGCAAUCCACGGUGGAGAGAGCCAUCGUCAGCAGGCAAGAGGCAAUCAUCUGUGAUCUAGAGAAUAAGACGGAGUUCCAGAAAGUGCAGAUCAAGAGAUUGGAGGUGCUGGUGAUCCGGCUCCGGGACAGUCUGAUCAAGAUGGGCCAGGAGCUGUCUCAGGCAGCAGCCUCGGAGUCCCAGCAGCGGGAGAGCAGCCAGUAUUACCAGCGGCGCCUGGAGGAACUGAAAGUGGACAUGGAGGAGCUGAUGCAACGGGAGGCAGAAGCGAGCCGGCGCUGCAUGGAGCUGGAAAAGUAUGUAGAGGAGCUCUCAGCGAUGAGGCAAACCCUCCAGACAGACCUGGAGACGUCCAUCAGAAGGAUUGCUGACCUGCAGGCAGCCUUGGAAGAGGUGGGGUCCAGCGACAGUGACACAGAAAGUGUCCAGACAGCAGUGGAUUGUGGUGGCAAAAAAGAAAUGGAUAAUGUCUCCGACUUCAGCUCCCGACCCGAGAGCAGUCUGCAGUCCUGGAUGAGCUGUACUCUCUCCCUGGCCACAGACACCUUGAGGAGUCCUUCUCGACACUCAGUCAUCAGUAGCCACAUGCUCAGCCCCAGGACUAACGAGGAGGCUGGGGAUGCUGAGAGGACCAGACUCACAUCAGCACUGAGUAGAACCCGCUGCAAGACCCCCGGGAGCCAGUCUCCCCUUUCCUCCCACGGGCAGAAGUAUGGCCACUUUGGGGAUGGUGAAGGUCUUGGUACUCAGAGGAAGAGUGUGGAGAAAUUGGAAGCUCUGUCCCCUUCCCUAUCUUCACAGAGUAGGCAGUCACCCCCGCUGUCAGGAGAAAAGCUGCCCCGCCCUUCGCCAGCCCUCUCCGAGUUUGUGGAAGGCCUCCGGAAGAGGAGAGCUCACAGGGGGCAGGGGUCCCCACUGGGUCUGGAGGACUGGCCCACCCUCCCCAUCUACCAGACCACAGGAGCAUCCAUGCUGCGGAGGGGCAGGGCCAGCAGUGAUGAGGGUGACCUCUCACUGAGGCUGGGGACAAGGUCACCCCUGGACCCAGAGGGUGCCACAGGUCUUCUGCGGUCCACCAGCCUGAAGUGCGUCUCAUCCGACGGUGUGGGGGUCACUACACCACUGCCCGAGAAGCUGCAGACCCGGUUCAGUUCCUGUGAGUCCCUGAUAGAGUCCAGGCCCAGCUUGGGGAGGGACCACAGCUCCUCGACUACAUCUAGGGAUGCCAUCUCAUCCCCUGUGUUGUACCCUCGGAGGCCGUGUCUGGAUACCUCUCUGGAGGAUGCCAGCUGCCCAGACCUGGGGAAAGAACCACUUGUCUUCCAGAACCUCCAGUUUGCUCACCUUAUGGCAGAACCUCAAGCUAGUGACCCAUUCAGCUGGAAGCUCUCCAGCCUCAGUUACAAACGCAAGACCCAAACGGAUUUUGAUGACUUCCUCCCGGCCAUUAGGAAGCCCGAGACUCCCAUUUCCUCAUCUGGAGUGGCCAAGGAUGGGCAAGACAUCUCACAGCUUUCCAGCAUCCACUGUGAAACGGAAGAAGCUGGCCGUUCCUUUCUCUCAGGAAUCUGUGCAGCCUCGCCUAAGACCCCCGAGCCCAGGGAAGACCCCGCUCACCUCUCAGACUCAUCCUCGUCCUCUGGCUCCAUCCUGUCCUUCAAAAGUGCCGACAGCAUCAAGAGCCGGCCAAGGAUGCUGAGACUAGAGGGCGAUGGUGGGGAGCAGACGUCACUGGAGAACAGAGAGACUGUACCCAGGACAAAAGAGGAUGAUGUUGAAAGCAUCAUGAAGAAGUACCUCCAGAAGUAG
Messenger RNA from Chrysochloris asiatica (Cape golden mole), 7644 nucleotides. RefSeq names its product myosin XVIIIB (gene MYO18B). Gene Ontology annotation, cellular component: myosin complex. Gene Ontology annotation, molecular function: protein binding; cytoskeletal motor activity; ATP binding. The transcript has 42 exons. NCBI's taxonomy places the organism in Eukaryota, Metazoa, Chordata, Mammalia, Afrosoricida, Chrysochloridae. The record is from RefSeq and is a predicted model, not a curated record. The coding region runs from base 1 to 7644 and encodes 2547 amino acids.